AACAGAGCAGGCGACAAACGAGAAACCUCAAGGACACGGCUGACAAGUGGCAAGUGUUUUGUAAUCUUUCCAGUGAAAUUCAGUGUCAGUGGUGGAAAAAUUGAUCGUAGAUUGAAAAUUCUUCAUAGUCUCAGUGCAAACGACGAACCCACACAAUGACGGGACGGAACCGCAACCCGGUGACCAAGCUGGAGACGACGAUCGAGCAGUGCCGCGGGGAGGCCAAAUGGCCGAAGGUGAUCGAGCUGGCGGACGAGCUCAAGUCGGGCUACCCGCAAGUUGAGAGUCUGGCCAACUUCCUGAUGGGGGAGGGCAAGCUGGAGAGCUACCUGGAGGAGCACCCGCCCAUCGAGGACAACUUCCACAAGGCGAAGCUGGGCCUGACGGACGCGAAGCGCUAUCUGAACUCGGUCAUCGGGGAAAGUGGCAAGAAGGCGGGCAUUGCGCUGGACGCGCACCUGCUGCUGGCGAAGCUGUUCUACGCGUGCGGCCAGUACGACGAGUCGCUGCAGAGCUUCGUGCUGGCGGAGCUGAACACGCUGUCGGAGAAGCACCUGUCGCCGAGAAGCAUCCGGAUUCUGGCCGAGUCGUACGCAAUCAAGGGCAUGUGUCUGGAGAAGAAGAACGCCAAGGCGCCGUCCAAGUUCAAGCAAGCCGAGCAGGAAACGGAAAUGAUUACGUGCUUUGAGCGGGCGGCGGAUUUGGGAAUUCUGUAUCUGCAGGGUCAGGACAGCAACAACCAGAACGAGGUUCGUCGCAUGGGAGCGGUUUUGGAGACGGGUCUGCAGCGUGCUCCGAUCGUGCUGAUCAAAACGGGAAAGUUGCAGAACGCCAUCGACCGGUACCGGGUCAUGCUGAACGCGGUGGAGACGAAAGCAACGCAGACGUUGCGACAAACGUUGGCGCGUCAGCUGGCGGAAGUGUUGCUGCGGGGGGUCUCCGGAACGAUCUACACGCCGCCGUCGAACCUGAACACCAAACCGGCGUCCGGGGGAAAGCGGCUGUGGGAGCCGAGGAAGUACGCCGCCCGGCAGCAGUUCAUCCCGAGAAAUCAGCACGAAGAAACGAUUCUGCUACUGUUGAUAGCGGAAGCACUUGCGGUUAGGGAUGCGGUUCUUUCGCAGAGUCCGGAGUUCCGGGAGGCGAGAAUGCACUCGCUGGGUAACGCGACGGCCGUGUACGACCUGCUGACGCUGGCUACGGUCCGCUGGAACCAGGUUGGACUGCUGCACGAUUCGCUGGAGAAGGCGCUGAAGUUUGCGUUCGGGGAAGGUCACGUCUGGAAGCAGUACGCGACGUGCUUGAUGUCCAUGGGUCGCUACCGGCAUGCGGUUUGUGCCCUCAAGGAACAUUCCAAGCUGGAACCGCAGGACAGUUUGAGCUGUCUGAUGGCGGCCCGGCUGUGCUACGAGCAUUUGGAUCAAAUCAAAGAAGGACUGGCCUUCGCUGAAGAAGCAUUCAGUCGAGAGUCCAAAGGUCUGCGACGUUCGCGAGCCCAGCUGUACGUUGGGAUAGGUCUGCAGCAGGUCGCCGUAUCUUCCAAUCUAGUCUCCGAGAAAGAUCGCUACAACAAACUGGCAUUGGAAGCUCUGGAGCGCGCCGUCCAGCAGGACCCGAACGAUCACCUGUCCGAGUACUACCUAGCGUGCCAACACGCCUUCAACUACAACAUCUCGGACGCCCUGAUCCACAUCACCAGCGCGCUAUCGCUCCGCGCGGAACACCCGGCCAGUCUGCACCUCUUUGCCCUACUCCUAACCGCGAACCGACGCCCCAAGGAAGCCCUAGCCGUCGUCCAGGACGCCACCGAGGAGUUCCCCGACAAUCUGAACCUUCUCCACGUGAAAGCCCACCUCGAACUCUUCCUCAAAGACGUCGAAACGGCGCUGGAAACGGUCCAGCAGAUGCUCUCGAUCUGGCGCGAAGUGUACGAGGUGCAGCUGGCCAACGCCGGCAGCGGAAUGGAGCACGACCACGAGAAGCACUCGGACACGCGCAGCGUGCUGCAGAUGCAGUCCUCGCAGAUGUCCGACAAGGAUUCCAACUCGAUCCACGCGGCCUCGCUGGCCGCGUCCCGCAUCGAGCACGCCCUCAGCGAAGCGGCCAGCUCGCUGAGCUCGUUCAGUCCGCGGCCGGGCCCGCAGAAGGCCUGGAUGAUCCAGUUCAAGAUCUGGCUGCUGCUGGCCGACGUGUACAUCGCGAUCGAGCAGCCUAACGAGGCCAUCAACUGCAUCCAGGAGGCGAGCCUGAUCAACCCGGUGUCGCACCAGGUCAUGUACAAGCGCGGUCAGAUCCACAUCUACCAGCAGCAGUGGGCGGACGCGAAGCAGUGCUUCCUGAACGCCGUCUCCGCCAACCCGUACCACACGGAGGCGCUGCGGGCCUUGGGCGAGGCCCACCUGACGCUGGGGGAACCGCGGCUCGCGGAGAAGACCCUAAAGGACGCGGCCCGCAUCGAUCCCAACUGUCCGAAGAUUUGGUUCCUGCUGGGACGCGUUAUGGAGAGCCUGGGGGAUUACGCCGCGUCGGCGGACUGCAUGGCCACGGCGCUGCAGCUCGAGCCGUCCUGUCCGGUGCUGCCGUUCACCUCGAUCGGGUUGGUUUUCGAGUAAAUGGGGAUCAUUAGCAAUUACCGUUACUUUAUUAGCUGAGGGAAGGGCGAAACCGUUGACUAUUUUUAGCGAUUCCAGGUGUAAUGUGUGUAGUACGUAUAUCUAGCAUAAUUAUAGAGUUCACUCAAAAGCCAUUCGAAAUGGUGCACGUAAUUGUAGUGUAAAUUAGAAACAUUUAAUCGGGUUUUCUUCGGUGUUAGACUUCACAAUGGUGUGGUUUGAACGUAUUUCGGAGCAAAGUUAUACAUCAUAAUCACUAUAAAUCAAAUUAUUGUAGCUUGUUAGAAGAUUCAUGACUUCACGAUAGAUCAUUCGCACUCACUAUUUAUCCUUCUGUGAUUUUCGGUUUACUAAUACAUUCAUAAUUAUCAAACAGUAUAACCUACAGUUAUUGUGUGUGCAUUUAUCUUCAAGAUUCGUCAAUAAAUGGAGAAAAGUGGAA
Culex pipiens pallens (northern house mosquito) is the source of this 3054-nucleotide messenger RNA. RefSeq names its product tetratricopeptide repeat protein 7B (gene Ttc7). Gene Ontology annotation, biological process: phosphatidylinositol phosphate biosynthetic process; protein localization to plasma membrane. The coding region runs from base 156 to 2612 and encodes 818 amino acids. Lineage: Eukaryota; Metazoa; Arthropoda; Insecta; Diptera; Culicidae. The transcript is spliced from 5 exons. Gene Ontology annotation, cellular component: plasma membrane. The record is from RefSeq and is a predicted model, not a curated record. Gene Ontology annotation, molecular function: protein binding.